Ambispora leptoticha is the source of this 1383-nucleotide messenger RNA. The record is from the annotation of a GenBank genome assembly. NCBI's taxonomy places the organism in Eukaryota, Fungi, Glomeromycota, Glomeromycetes, Archaeosporales, Ambisporaceae.
AUGUCUUUCAUAAAUAUUGAUAAUAAAAAGCCUGUUCUUCAAAAAACAAGUAAAGUUAUUGCGGUCAUCGAUUCUUAUUAUCAAUAUUGGAAGGAAGUCUUCAUUGCGAAGUCAUAUCCUGUCGUACUUGAUUUUGCGCAAAACACUUUGUUGGGAUUAAUGACGAAAAUCGACAGUGGUCAUCUUCGCGUGUUAACCAAAAACCGUAUUUAUGAAUUUGGUCCAAAAGAUGCAAAAGAUCGGGCAGAAAUCAAGAUCGUUAACGAUUCUUUUUGGAUCCGCUUGCUUUUGUUUAGCGAUUUGGGUUUUGCCGAAGCAUAUAUGCUAGGAGAUGUAACCUGCGACAAUUUAUUAAAUUUGAUUAAGAUUUUUGUAGCCAAUCGAUCCCAUAUUGAUGAGCUAACCACCGGACCAACAUACAUCUUCAAUGCAAUAAAUUAUUUUAUGAAUACUCAAUUUGUAAAUUCUGUUUCCAAUGCCAUCAACAAUAUAUCCGCACAUUAUGACAUUUCUAAUGAGAUGUUUGCCAGUUUUCUAAGUCGUGACAUGACAUAUUCGAGUGCUUUCUUUAUGAAUGAAGACGAAACUUUGGAGCAGGCACAAUACAAUAAAUUGAGAAAAAUAAUUAAAAAAGCAAAGAUUACGGAGGAUGAUCAUGUUCUAGAAAUCGGAAGUGGCUGGGGAUCUUUUGCUAUUGAGGCUGUGAGGAUGACUGGAUGUCGAGUCACGACACUGACACUUUCGAUUGAACAAAAGAGGCUUGCUCAAAAACGAAUAGAAGCUGCCGGAUUUUCGGAUAGAAUCAAAAUUUUACUAUGCGAUUAUCGAAACCUGCCAGCUAAGCAUCAAUUCGAUAAAAUUGUGAGCAUCGAAAUGAUUGAGGCGGUUGGACCACAAUAUCUUGCCACAUAUUUUGAAUGCUGUGAUAAAUUCCUUAAAGAAAGAGGUGGAAUCGGUGUGUUUCAGGUGAUUACUAUGCCAGAAACCAGGUACGAUCGGUAUUGUCGCGAAGUUGAUUUUAUACGGAAAUAUAUCUUUCCAGGUGGCCAUUGUCCGACUGUCACAUCACUGGUCGCUGCAAUUCGUGAAGGCUCACGUGGAAGACUAAUCGUCGAUAACAUCGAAAACAUUGGACCACAUUACGCACGCACGCUACGAUUAUGGCGUGAACAAUUUAUAAACGUGUUUGACGAGGAUAUCCGACCGGCUUUGCACAAGGGCUGGCCCGACAUGUCGAUGAAGGAUAUUGAAAUCUUUAAGAGGAAAUGGGAAUUUUAUUUCUCUUAUUGUGAAGGCGGAUUUAAGAAUCGCAUCUUGGGAAAUGUUCAAGUAGUGGUUACUCGGGAAGGAAAUGAGACAUUUUUGGAUGGGAUUCCGAUGUGA